UCCAGUCUUUGUCCUUUUCUUUCCUCACUUGCUUUGCUUUGCUUUCUCUCUCACUGAUUCCUCAACUUCUUCUCACUCAAGUUGCUGCAACGGUGGAUUCUUAACUUGUUCAAGACCGCAUUGUCUCUUCGUUUUUAAGCACACUUAUUCUUUUUCAUUUUUUUUUUCUGAUUUUAUUUGUACCGCUGAAUCUGGGUUUCACUCUGACUACUACUGCUGUUUCUUUUCCUUUUCUUUAAACCCAUCACAUCCAUUCCUUACUAACUUUUUCCAUCUUCUAAGAAUCUCUGCUAGUAUUGUAUUCUCUUCAAAGUACUACAAAUAAGCUUACACCAACGACGGUGCCUUGAUUCUAUUUUCGUUAUCAGUAAUAGCUACUAGUAGAUUUCAAUUUUCACUGUUACGUCAUUUCCCUGGUUUCUUUUUAUGGGUUUCUGAGUUCAAGCUUGUUGCUCGGUUUUUCUGCCGAUUACACUAUCCGCUCCCUCGUAGGCUUGAACUUCCGGUUUUUGCUAGAUUUGCUUCCCCAGUUCCAUUUAAUCUCCCAGUGUUAGCCGUUACAGGCUUGGAACAAAGGAAGCCUAAACUAGGUAGGAAAAAUAUGGGGUGGAUUACAGUUACUAUUAGGAUUGUAUGUUUGUUUACCUUGUUGUGGAGUGUGAACGGAAUUGGUGUGAACUGGGGAACACAGGCAUCCCACCUUCUGCCCCCAGACACAGUAGUAAGGAUGCUGAGAGAGAAUGGGAUUCAAAAAGUGAAGCUUUUUGAUGCAGAUUAUGGUAUACUUAAGGCUCUAGGUAAGACUGGGAUUGAGGUCAUGGUGGGUAUCCCAAAUGACAUGCUCGCUUCUGUGGGUGGCAGCAUGAAGGCUGCUGAGAAAUGGGUUGCCAAAAAUGUCUCCGAACAUAUCUCCUCCAAUAAUGUCAACAUCAGAUAUGUUGCUGUUGGUAAUGAACCUUUCUUAGAGACAUAUAAUGGAAGCUAUCUUCAUAUAACCCUCCCUGCUCUUAGUAAUAUCCAGUCUGCCCUGAUCAAAGCUGGGAUUGGCAGCCAAGUAAAGGUUACUGUUCCUCUCAAUGCUGAUGUUUAUGCAAGUUCAAAUACCUAUCCGUCUGGUGGUGAUUUCCGUACUGAUAUCUUUGACCCCAUGCUUAAAAUUGUCAAGUUCUUGAAUGAUAGUAAUUCUCCCUUCACGGUGAACAUCUAUCCUUUUAUAAGCCUCUAUACUGAUUCCAAUUUCCCAGUUGAGUAUGCAUUCUUUGAUGGCAACGCAACGCCUCUAAAUGAUGGUGGGACAUUAUAUUACAACAUGUUUGAUGCUAAUCUUGAUACUCUUGCACAUGCAUUACAAAAGAAUGGAUUUGGAAAUCUGCCCAUUAUAGUUGGGGAGAUUGGGUGGCCCACUGAUGGAGACCGAAAUGCUAACAUAGAAUAUGCUCGACGAUUCAAUCAAGGUUUUAUGUCUCAUAUUUCUGGUGGGAAAGGAACCCCAAUGAGACCCGUACCGAUAGAUGCGUAUUUAUUUAGCUUGAUUGAUGAGGAUGAAAAGAGCAUUGACCCAGGGAAUUUUGAACGCCACUGGGGUAUUUUUUAUUUUGAUGGACAGGUUAAAUACCCUCUCAACCUUGGAACUACAAACAGUGGAGCAUUAAUUCCUGCAAAAGGUGUACAGUACUUGGAAAGGAAGUGGUGCGUGAUGAAGCCUUCAGCCCCACUUGAUGACCCACAAGUGGCACAAAGUGUGAGCUAUGCAUGUGGCCUUGCUGACUGCACUAGCCUCGGUUAUGGGACAUCUUGUGGAAACCUAGAUGCUAGGGGAAACAUUUCUUAUGCCUUUAACAGUUAUUUUCAGAAGAAUAACCAGUUUGAAAAAGCCUGCGAAUUUCCAAAUGUUUCAGUUAUAACGAAAACGGAUCCCACCCCUACGGUGGGAAAUUGCAAAUUUCCAAUAAUGAUCCAGCCCUAUUAUGAAUCUGCAGGACGGAGGUUUGGGUGUGGCCAGAUGCCAUUGCCUUUGGUUUCUGUUCUUCUCCUCCUAUUGCUAACGGUUGUACAGCACUAAUCGGGGGGCAUCAUUCUUCUGCAGGUUGAUGAAAACUGUUGAGAGGUGUAGUUGAAGCUAUGAAUUUUGCUAUCUAUAAGGCAAACUGUGAAUUUGUCUUGUUUAUUUUAUAUGCAUCUGUAUUUGUUAGGGUCGUGUCUUGCUUUCUUUUACUCCACUCUGCAUCAUGCUGGAAUCUGAAACUUCUAAUGCAUCUUUUCUGAUAUUUUUCAUGUA
This is a messenger RNA of Gossypium raimondii (Peruvian cotton), 2278 nucleotides long. RefSeq names its product glucan endo-1,3-beta-glucosidase 6. NCBI's taxonomy places the organism in Eukaryota, Viridiplantae, Streptophyta, Magnoliopsida, Malvales, Malvaceae. The transcript is spliced from 2 exons. Gene Ontology annotation, cellular component: plasma membrane. Gene Ontology annotation, molecular function: hydrolase activity, hydrolyzing O-glycosyl compounds. The record is from RefSeq and is a predicted model, not a curated record. The coding region runs from base 602 to 2062 and encodes 486 amino acids. Gene Ontology annotation, biological process: carbohydrate metabolic process.